This is a messenger RNA of Phaeodactylum tricornutum CCAP 1055/1, 1467 nucleotides long. RefSeq lists its product with no specific name. The transcript has a single exon. The annotation marks the transcript as partial. Gene Ontology annotation, molecular function: mannosyl-oligosaccharide 1,2-alpha-mannosidase activity; calcium ion binding. The record is from RefSeq and is a predicted model, not a curated record. Lineage: Eukaryota; Bacillariophyta; Bacillariophyceae; Surirellales; Neidiaceae. Gene Ontology annotation, biological process: carbohydrate metabolic process; N-glycan processing. Gene Ontology annotation, cellular component: endoplasmic reticulum; Golgi membrane.
UACGUUGACGGUACGCCGGGUCCGUACGAAAUUACCGAAACACUGCGCCAACAAUCGGACCAGGUUGCACGCUCCCGACGCUUCCACGUCCAAAAGGCCAUGCGCUUUGUCUGGGGUAACUACGUCAAGUACGCCUUUGGCAAGGACGAACUCAAGCCACAAUCGGCGUCGGGAUCGGACCAAUGGGGUGGCCAAGGUAUCACCCUCGUCGAUUCUCUGGAUACCCUCUGGUUGAUGAAUCUCAAGGACGAAUUCUGGCAGGCACGAGACUGGGUUCGGGAUCAUCUGGAUCACAGCACGGUCGGAUCCGUAUCGGUCUUUGAAACCACCAUUCGAGAUUUGGGUGGACUCUUGGCUGCCUUUGAUUGGAGCAAGGAUCGUGUAUUCUUGGACAAGGCAGUAGAUCUCGGCGAUCGACUCCUCCGGGCUUUUGACGGGGCAACCACUGGCAUUCCCUGGGGAGAGGUCAACUUGGCCUCGGGCAAUCGCAAGAACAUUGGCUGGUCGGGUGACAACGCAAUUGUGGCCGAAUUCGGGACCGUACAGAUUGAAAAUCGCUACCUUUCCAAACUUACGGCCGACGACAAGUACGCCAAAAAGACGGAACGGGUGUACGAAAUUCUCGACGAAAUUUCGUAUCCCGACGGGCUGUAUCCGUAUUACCUCCGCAACGAUCCCCGCAACAAGGGAAAGUUUCUGCGGGAUGGCGUCACGAUUCGACCGGAAUUUUCCAACGAUAAACUAACUUUCGGUGCCAUGGCGGAUUCUCUGUACGAGUACUUUUUGAAAACAUGGUUGCAAGGCGGCCGGACGGAACCUCUAUACCGGGCAAUGUAUGACAAAUCCAUACAAGGCAUGCACGAUCAGUUGCUGCAAACCUCGACCCCGUCCAAACUCACGUACAUUGCGGACAAGAAUCGCAACAGCGGCACGAUGGAUCACAAGAUGGAUCACUUGGUAUGUUUCAUGGGUGGACUUCUCGCGCUCGGUGCCUACACCGACCCACUAGGAUUGGACUCGACUCGUGCGCAGCGUGAUCUCCAGACGGCCAAAGCCCUCACCUACACGUGCUACCAAAUGUACGCCCGUAUGAAUACCGGUAUUUCGGCCGAAUACGUACAGUUCUACGCCGGCCGUGACUUCCAAAUUGGUCGCGGGGCGCCGCAUUAUUUACUCCGGCCCGAAGCUGUCGAAAGCUUCUUUAUACUGCAUCAACUGACGGGCGAUCCCGUUUAUCGUGAGUGGGGCUGGGAGGUAUUUCAGGCCAUUGAAAAGUACUGUAAGACGCCGUACGGCUACGGGGCGUUGAAUAACGUUGCGGAUGUGAACGGCAAACCACGGGACAGUAUGGAAAGCUUCUUCCUAGCGGAAACCCUAAAAUACCUGUACUUGUUGCAGGACCCCGAUACGGAGGUGGACGUUUUGCACAAACACGUUUUCAAUACUGAAGCGCAUCCUCUGCGUAUA